This is a messenger RNA of Aspergillus affinis, 1722 nucleotides long. RefSeq lists its product as uncharacterized. The record is from RefSeq and is a predicted model, not a curated record. Lineage: Eukaryota; Fungi; Ascomycota; Eurotiomycetes; Eurotiales; Aspergillaceae. The transcript has 4 exons. The coding region runs from base 1 to 1722 and encodes 573 amino acids.
AUGUCUGGCUCCGAGAAUUGGGGCUUCAAUGAAUGGGCACAGGACACCGCUCAGAAUGCCUUCCUUCUGAACAACGACUUUAACUGGGCCUCCAACGGUGAUAAUUCCCAUGGAACCGGAGUGCAAUCUCAGAACCCUCUUGUGAAUUUCCCCCAGAGUCAUGGUCUGGCUUUCGGUUCAAGCCCAACUAGCUUGGCCGCCUCUGGCACUGGUGCCGAUAUAGGAGCAGGUUCUCCUUAUCUCGCCCAUGAAAGCUCCAGCAACGACGGCAUGUUUGAACCCUCGCAUGCUGCCUUCUCCGCGUAUGCCACGGGAAGGUCCGCUCCUGAGAUGGUCUCCCUGUCUCCCAGCAGCCUCGUCGGUGACAGGACCGAUGAUACCGAAGACGAACCUGCUACUCCGUCCGAUAAUCACGCCUUUGAACUCCCGUCGGCCCUGGACCCCAACGACUCCAAUUCUUUGGCUCCGAACCUAGUGAAUCUGAUAAAGUCUGCAAAGAAUGUCCCCUUUGAUCAUUCCACACUCUUCAAGUCUCAUGAACAUGCCCGUUCCUUUUACCAGACCGCUGAGCCGCUUCCCGAUGACCAUACUAUUCCUCAGACUGCGAGUCAGAAACGGGCCAUUGUGAAAGAGAUGUGCAAAGCUAUGCUCAGCCUCGAACAUGCGACCGACAAUGAGGGGAUGCUAAAGCCGUUCAAAAAUCAGAAGUAUUCUGAAGAGAGAAUCGAAAUUUGUUGCUGGCACACGUUGGAGACUGUAAUCAUGCGUCACACGAGCGGACCCCUCCUGGCAGCGUAUGAUCUCACCACCAAGGGUGAGAAUGACAACCUCAACUUUGCUCAACGGAUGACUCGCAUCAUCGAGUGUUUCUAUAGACACAAGACCGUGUGCAAGCAUAUUUUGGACCCGCCGUAUCUGUACAACCUGGUCGACAAUCCCACGGCGGCCGAGAGGCGCGUCGAGAGCAACAAACUGCUGAAUCGUCGCAAGGGUCACAUUAUGACGGCCGGAAAAGAGGCUCUGCGUAUCGGACAACGUCGUCAGCCUGUCACUACCCCCACCCCCGCUCCCAAAAAGGCUCGCAGGACGAUCGCCCAGAAGGCUCCCAGAAUAGUCGCUCGCAAACCAAUUGCCCGCAAGGCGUCUAGGAUCAAAGGCGAAAACAAAGAAAAGAAACAUACAGUCAGCCUUGCUUAUUCUGGCACUUCUGAGAGCUCCGAUGUGCAUGAGAGAAUUUUUACUCCAUCGAGCACUCCUGAACCUACCGCAAGUGAAGCUGAUGCGAGCCCCCAGAGUCUAGUUGCUUCAAUGCCGCGCAGCUCUUCCAUGCUUGUUCCCCAGCCCCAGGCAAUGUCAUAUUACUCUCAGCCACCGGUGAUUGGGGAGCCUACCUACCAAUUCAACACCAACCUAGCCCAUCCGGUUCACAACAAGGGUUACCAGCCGACGUACAUGUCCAAUGUGCAUUCCCAUCGCAUGGCCGCGCCCGCAUCCUAUUCCUUGCCGGCUCUGGAUUUCGCGUCUAACCAUGCUGGAUCAUUUUAUCCGACCGGUUCCAUGGCCGAUUUGCAUGUCAACUCCAGCCUCAUUGCAGGAGGCACACUUUGCCCCAAUACCAUGAGAACUCCAGUCCAUUCUGCAAGAGCCAGCCGCAAGAGGCCUAGUAUCACAAUCACCGACAAUUUAGGACAGUCUUCGUCCGCCGAGAAGAGAAAGCGCUAG